This is a messenger RNA of Sander lucioperca (pikeperch), 937 nucleotides long. RefSeq names its product overexpressed in colon carcinoma 1 protein homolog. The record is from RefSeq and is a predicted model, not a curated record. NCBI's taxonomy places the organism in Eukaryota, Metazoa, Chordata, Actinopteri, Perciformes, Percidae. The coding region runs from base 172 to 420 and encodes 82 amino acids. The transcript has 6 exons.
CCAUGCUGAGAGGUUCAGUAGAUAGACACAGAGGAAAAGAAAAAGGAAAGACAGAAAGCACCUGCUCCCUAUUUAUUUCUUGGUACAUGUCUUGUUCUUUACUGCUUCUUCCUCUCAUUCAUCUAUUCUUUCCUUCCUCUUCUUCUGUGCUUUUACAGACUCAGGUGAGAGAUGGGAUGUGGAAAUUCCUCACAAGCCACCAACAGCAGCAGCAGCAGCACUGGAGGUCGUGUUGAGUCUUCAUCAAAGGUAUCAGAAGAGUCUGUGCCAGGAGAUGACAAAUGGCAGAACUAUGGAGGUGUGUAUGUGGGUUUUCCUGCAGACCUGAGCAACAUUCCUCAAGUACAGUUAGGAUCACUCAGAGAGCAUGAGAGAGACUUGUUGUCCCUCAGGAGGCCGCUGUGGGGGGACGGACUCUGAUUUUAAUGAAGAGCCAAGGUGCAACAGACGAAUGAUACAGAAGAAAGAAAGAAGAAGAAAGUGUUUGUCAUCAGGAACUUACCAAGUCUCGAAUGGGAAACAGCAGCACCCGGCGAGCUAAUCUUCUCUCCCAGCGUCCUCUGUGAGGACUUUAAUGGGAUCAGCUCCAUCUGGAUAAACUGGCUGUGGAGCCUGUUGUGUCAAACAAACUGGCUAAAGAUGUUUGUGAUUUUAUGGGAGCAGAUGUCAACCUGAACUCUUAAAAAACAGUGAUAGUUUGCAUUGCAGGUGCAGGUUUUUUAAUGGAAGCUGUGGUAGCUCUCCUUGUUGAGAGUAAGUACAGUAGUAUUAAUUUAAGCUCCGAAUAUCUUGUGCGAUUACAUGUAAAAUAUAUUGAAGGAAAGGUCCUGUGAUAUUCAGUCAAUAAAACCCAUAAAAAGACCAAAACCAACAACUGUCAGUGUGUAUCCAAGGCCUGAUUUAUCUUCUUCCUCUGUAUCAUAGAGCUCCAUUGUUG